AAGAGACAAGGACCCAUAUAAAAAACAAAACAACAAACAGAAGAAAAAGCAAAAGGUUAAAAUUUCAAAAGCAAUAUACCAAAAUCCCAAUGGGAAUCUUUCUUCCUCUUCAACCGUGCAAGCUGAUCCCACCUUGCUUCUCUCUCCUUCUUUUUAUGCUCUCUCUUUCUCUUUUCAUAUCUUCUCCUCUUUCUCUCUCUCUCUCUCUCUCUCUCACAUUAUCAUAGAGAGACAUAAAUCUUACAUAGACAGACAAACCAACAUUUUCUCAGCUUCAUUCUGGCUUCUGCUUAUAGUAUAUAUAUUCAUGGGAUUUUCAUGUGGGGAUCACUUUGAAGAAAAAGAGAUGGAGUUUUCCUUAAUAGAUGAGACUAUUGCAACAACACAGAGCAGUAUCAUCAUGGAAGUGUAUCAUCAUCAUCAUCCACAUCUGAGGGUUGAUAACAACAACGCAGAUUUCUUCCCAGUGGAGCACCCUUUGGAGCCACCAGAUGAAGAUCGUCCUGUGAAAUGUCCAAUGCCUGAAUCUUCAGUCAUUAGUGAUGAAAGGAUGCAUGAAAAGAGGAACAAAGAAAGCAUAAGAAAGAGAGGGGAGAUAUCUAGGUCAGGACGAAGAACAGUUGCCGCAGACACAGAAGCCCCGGCUCGAGGGGUACGAAAGAGGCAUCACACUCUCACUCAUGGAUCUGGAGGGGACAUUGUGAUGACUCCAUUGAUGAGAAUGCCAAGUCUCCCUCCCCUACAAUCCCAGAAUAUCACUAUAUUUCAAGUGCUUCAGCAAUUGGACAAGUUUGAGUCUUAACAAAGAACUAAAUUACUUGCAAAGAGUGAUGCAUUUUGAUCAUAAGCUAGGUAAAAGAACUUCAAAAUAGAGCAGGGCCAAAGCAUUGAAGGAUGAAGAGCUCCCCAUGUUUUCAUCAUAUGUUGUUGUCAAAAAGAAUGUAUUAUUCAUGUUUUCUAUUCGUCAAGAUAUUAUUAUACUUAAAAGUGUUUUCAAAUGAGCAGAUUAUACAAUUCUAAUCACUUGUUUUUUUAAUUUAUUUAUACAAAUGUUAUUAAGUUAA
Molecule: messenger RNA, 1064 nt
Organism: Vicia villosa (hairy vetch)
Lineage: Eukaryota; Viridiplantae; Streptophyta; Magnoliopsida; Fabales; Fabaceae
Exons: 3
Coding region: 308-802 (164 amino acids)
Source: RefSeq, a predicted model, not a curated record